ACCCCUCCAACGCUCAAUUUUAAAACGUUUUCACUUUUUUAAAACAUUUUAAUGGCUUCUUCAUCCCAUUAUCAUUACCACAAAGACGACGAUAACGAUGAUUUUAGUAACGUCUUCGAUGAUUUUCUCGAAAACACUGAUUUUUUUCCAGAACCAAAAGAGCGAAAAAAACAUACUUUUAUCGAGAGAAACCGGGAAGAAGGCCACGAGAAGCUUUGGAAUGAUUAUUUUAGCAACACUCCAACAUACCCUCACCAUUUAUUCCGACGACGAUUUCGAAUGAACAAAUCAUUGUUCAUGCGUAUUGUGCAUCGUCUCUCCACAGAAGUACCGUAUUUUCAACCGACACAAGAUGCAGCAGGACGGUCUAGUCUAUCACCACUCCAAAAAUGUACUGCAGCAAUUCGUCAACUGGCAUAUGGUGGUGGGUCUGAUACAGUUGACGAAUAUGUACGACUUGGUGAAACAACAGCUAGAAAAUGUUUGCACCAUUUUACCGCUGGAAUAAUCCACUUGUUUGCCGACGAAUACUUAAGACGUCCCACACCGGAAGAUCUGCAAAGACUACUCCAAAUUGGCGAACAACGGGGAUUUCCGGAAAUGAUUGGGAGCAUCGACUGUAUGCAUUGGGAGUGGAAAAACUGCCCUACCGCGUGGAAAGGAAUGUAUUCACGAGGAACCGGAAAACCAACAAUUGUAUUGGAGGCGGUAGCUUCAUCUGAUCUCUGGAUAUGGCACGCGUUUUUUGGAGCUCCAGGUACUAUGAACGAUCUUAAUAUUCUUGAUCGAUCACCUGUUUUUGAUGAAAUUAUUAACAGAAAUGCUCCGGAAGUCAAUUUCUAUGUUAACGGCAGAGAGUACCAUUUGGCUUACUAUCUUGCCGAUGGUAUUUAUCCGAAAUGGGCAACUUUUAUUCAAUCUAUCCGACUCCCACAAGGUCCAAAGAAUUGUUUAUUUGCUAAAAACCAAGAAGCCGUCCGAAAAGAUGUUGAGCGUGCCUUCGGAGUCCUGCAAGCUAGAUUCGCCGUUGUUAGAAAUCCAUCUAAUUUAUGGGAUAAAAAGAAAAUAUGAAAUAUUAUGAGAGCAUGUAUCAUACUCCAUAAUAUGAUUGUCGAAGAUGAACGAGAUUCAUACACUCAGCUUAACGCUUCUGAAUUUCAACAUGGAGAAGAUGGGGAUCCUACAUUUGAAGUUAGGAGGACUACAAAUCUCGGUAAUACAAUGGGUCGUCGAGCAGGAGUUCGGGAUAGACAAGGCCAUAAACAAUUAAAAGAUGAUUUGGUUGAAAAUAUAUGGACUAAAUUUGGACAUCUCCCAAAUAACUACAAUGUUUAAGUUUCUAUGAAUUCAAUAAAAUGUUUUUUUUUUCUUUUUUCGAAUUUUUUUUUCACUUUUUUAAUUUUCUCAUGUAAUCAGUCGUUUUGUAUUAUAUGUUUUAUUCUAAAUUUAUCUUUUAUAUGUCAUUACUAAUUAUAAUAAUCUUAUUACUUUGCUAAGAUACUCCAAAAAGUCCUACCAAUAAUCCUAUUAUUUUGGAUUGUCCCUAACUUUUGUCCUUAACAUCAAAAUAAGAUUAAACUAAUCUAAGGAACCAAAAAUUAAGGACACCAAUAAUGUUGCCUGUCGAUUCACUAACUCGCUACACAGCUCCCAAGACAAAGAGUUUUCAGCUCAUAUUUAUAAAGCUCACAACACCCACUAGAAACAACAUACCCUACUACAUCGAAAUUAGGUUGAUAAAGUUCGCCAUGUCACACAACGUUGAGAAUCUGUCCCUCGAUUUCUCUCGUAGUUAUUAUUAUUAUUAUGGAUAUAUGCUUCCUGAUUUCUUCUACAGCAGUUCUUCUGUCAAGCAACUCACCAUGACGUUAGGCUCUUACCAGACGAUUGUUCCCGAGUGCACUGUGUCUUGGACAUCCUUGCAGAAGUUAUCCUUGAGAUUUUGUAGACUCUCUGAUGAAUCAAUGGCCAAGAUUCUAUCCGGUUGUCCUGUCCUUGAGAACUUAACAUUGUAUCACUGCAGUGAACUAGAGGUUCUUGAUCUCAGCAAAUCUCUACGUCUGAGAACAUUCGUGAACGUUUGCGGGCCAAACCAGAUUUUGCAUGACUCUCACUUAUCAUGUUCUUUGGUUGAUAUCGCCUCUUUGACCGAAGCUAAUCUGGAAAUUUCCUCUAUCCCAUUGAACCCUGAAUUUAAUGGUGUUUUUCUCCAAGGCACGGUAAAGAUGCUAAAAGAGUUAAAGAACGCAGAGAAGCUUAAGCUUGGGAGAAACUUUAUUCAGGUACAUAUUUAUUGCAUUCUCUAAUGCCUAAAAAAUCAGUUGGUUGCACUUAUCAAUGUCUUCUAUAUGGAUUAUUUUCUCAUUAGACGUUGAAUUUAUAUAAGUUCUCUAAGAACGUUUGAAUUGUUUUCAUUCUGUUAGAUUUUAUCUCUUGCUGAGAUUGGUGGUGUUCCUUUUCCGAUGUUCAAGGUCAAAGUAUUGACUCUUGAUACUAUGAUCUGUCAGUGUGUCAUUCCUGGUAUAGAAAGACUGUUACAAAACUCUCAUGAUUUAGAGAAGCUAAUAAUAAGUGGAAGGAGUUGCAGCAGCAUACUGGAGGGGGUGCAUCUUGCUGAAUACUUCAAAUCGCAAUCCUUGAAUACAUAUCAAUGCUGGAGAUCAAAAGAUGGUUUCAACUGGAAUACGUCUUGUUGGAAUUUACAACCAAAGCAUGUCACUUCAUUUGUGGAGCUUGUUCUUAAAAACACGGAGAAAUUAGACAAGAUGGACGUACUGUUGGAUGAGCGUUACGUUAAGUUUAAAACUGAAGACGUGGUGGUUCCAACACUCUCUCCCAAUCGCAAUGUCACCAUUGUGCUCUCCUCCACCACUAAGUUGAUUGACAUCAUCAUAUGAAUGGUGAUUCAUAGGGGUAAGUCUUUUGAGUGUCAUUGAACAUGUUUUAUUUAUUUAUUUAAUAUUUAACAUCGAGUCUAUUGAAACACAAUAAAAGAAAACCUUCAGUCCCAUAUAAGUGGACUUUUUAAGAGCAUAUAAAAAAAAGGGUUAAUUUGCUAAAUAGCCAAUUUUGGAGGCAAAAUGAAGAAUAUAACUAUGAUUUUGACAUUAUUAAGUCACUAACAAUCUUUUCCAAGUUUCAUCCGGUUUUAUCCUUUUUCAUAACAAGUUGCAGGUGAAAAAAAGAAAAAGUGAUGACGUUGAUGGUGAAAAAUAUGUGGACCUAAAAAAUCAAGAUUUAAUUGGUAAGAAAAUCAACAGUGUUCAACAAUGGAGGAUGGAUGGUGGUGGUUACCGCAAUGGCAAUGGACGGAGAUGUGGUGGUGAUGGUUUCAACGACGGUGUGAAAACUAUGGUGGUAGUGGUUAUGGAGAUUGAAGCGGUCGUGGAUACAUGAAAAAGAUGAUCUUUCAUGAUAAAAAUUACUAUGGUUGUGGUGGUGUUCGUGGUAAUCACCAACAUAAUUAAUGUGGUUGAAGAAAGAGACAUUAUAAAUAGAAUGGAACAUAUCAAAUAGUCUAGUACAUAUUGUUUAAAUUUUGAAAUAUAUAUGAUUACAAUGAAAGAAGUAAUGCAUACCCCAACGUUAACUCAAACCUUCAAUAAACUAAACCCAAAACACUAAUCAC
Messenger RNA from Brassica rapa (field mustard), 3628 nucleotides. RefSeq lists its product as uncharacterized. The record is from RefSeq and is a predicted model, not a curated record. NCBI's taxonomy places the organism in Eukaryota, Viridiplantae, Streptophyta, Magnoliopsida, Brassicales, Brassicaceae.